CUCCUUUUGACAAGAAUAUAAUGAAAUCUGUAAUUUUCCCCCUUUUGUGCUGUGAGGUCAUUAUUCCUGAUAAUUGCACACUUUUUUCUAUCAAUAUUAAAAUAAUGAAAUCUGUACCACCUGUAAAAAAUAAAGAAAAUUAUAGGUAGAUGGCGCUGGAAAAGAGCGCUCACCAGUUUGUCGACAAAGCGUCACCAGCUUCAGUUUGUUGGAUAAAACCUUAGCAACUUUUUUUGUUUUCAGGCUUUUAAUUUGAAGAUAGACAUUGACUUUGUUUCUGCUUUUGCCUGUAAGCGAUAAGGAAGAAAGAAGAAAGUAUGGCAGAGUUUAAUUAGCCUAUAAAACGAGAAUUUGCCUAUCUCCUAUCAGCCGAAAUUCGUUGCAGACUUUCUUCUAAACAACUCCGACGUCAUGCUGAACAAUUCGUCUGGUAAUACCUCGAGCCAGCAAGCUCUCCUAUACCAAAUUAUUGGUCAAAGCGUAGUAGGAGUCAUAUUUAUCGUUGGUAUAAUAGGAAACAUAAUGGUUAUAUUAGUUGUAGCAAGAACGAAAAGUAUGAGAACACCAACCAAUUGUUACCUUCUUUCUCUGGCUGUAGCGGAUUGCUUGGCGCUAUUAAGCACAACUAUACCUAUUCAAGUAGACUUUCACAUCCAGACAGGAAGAUGGGUUUUUGGAGAAGUAGGCUGUCGGAUUAUCAUAUUUUGUCAAUAUACAACAACUACUGCUUCUGUAUUAUCAAUAACUGCCUUUACUAUAGAGCGUUAUAUUGCAAUUUGCCAUCCUAUGAAGGCCCAGACUGUCUGCACUGUGAGUAGAGCCAAAAGGAUAAUAGGAGGUACCUGGGGAUUUUCUCUUGUAUAUAACUCCCCUUGGUUGUUUUUCGUGAAAAUUACUACGAACAAUUCAAAAAUACCAAUAUGCGACUUUUCCUUGGACAGAAAGCAUUAUAUUGUUAUCUAUAUGUGCGAUUUAAUGCUACUAUAUGUAAGUCCUCUACUGCUGACUUGCGUCCUCUAUGGCCUAAUCGGACGGAUGUUAUUUAGAAAUCUGACACCAGGAGGACACAAUGACUCGGCCAAGCGAUCUAGCUCUAGAGUACAGGUAAUGGCUUUCGUGACGGAAUGUAGAGAUAGAAUCUAUAAAGCUUUCCUUAAAAAAUUUUCGCUUUUACUAUCGUAAUCCUAUACCCAUAGCUACAUGAAUGGUUUAUAUUUAUAUACCUCGAAAAAUGAAUACUUUUCCUAUUUCUAAACUAAUUAGCUAAUGUAUAUAAUCUCUCUCUCUUUCUCACUUCUGUUUCCUACUUUAUUUCUAUCUCUUGUCCUACAUUUUCUCUCUCUUCCUCCCCUUUUUCCAAUGCUUUCUCUCCUACAAUCAUCAUUCCAUUCUAAGUAGAUUUGAAAAGUUAUAUAUAUAUAUAUAUUAUAUAUCAAUGCUGGUUUUGAAAGGGAGACUUUCUUAAAGGCAAUUAACAAGAUGAUUUAAUAUUACAUUAUGAGAAAAUUUUUUUAAUUUGUUUUUUUUUUCAAUUAACAUGGUAAAAUGUGUUUUCUAAUGGAAUUUAACUUAAUCAAUGUUUCAAAACAGCUUGGCUUUUCUAUUUGAAGGGAGAAAACUGUUUGGCUUUUUUUGCUACACAGAAAUUUUAGGUUGUAAUUUAUAAGCAGAAAAGCAAUGAUUGAAAAACGAAAAGUAUUUAAUGUUAUUAAACGAACGAUUAUGAUAUAUGAAAAUAAAAGUAAUAAGAGAUUGGAAAAGUGCAUAAAGAAUAUUAAAUUGGUACGGUACUUUCUUUUCUAUUUAAACAACGAAAGACAUCUCUUUUCCAAAUAGAGUAUACAUAUAUAGAUAUAUUUUGUGAUGGAUAUAUACUCUAAAUUUAAGUAUAGAAUUUCUAAAAAUGAUAGAUAAUAUAAGGAAAUGUAUGAAAAAUGCUUCUUGAUAGAAAUAAGAAAUAAGGCAAGUUAAUAUUAGUUUUAAGAAUUCGAUAUCGAUACAUGAUACGUUUAUAUUCCCAUGUAAGAUAUACUAUAAUAUAAAAAUAUUAAGCUAAUAUAAUUUAAAGAGUGCAUUUACGUCCAAGGUAGUAAGUUCCACUGACCUCUCUUACUAUAUUAAAAUCUAGCUUAUCCAAAUUAAUAAUAGUUUCUAUAGAAAUAAACCUAGUGGUUUUUCCCUUAAGGCGGUAUCAAUCAGUGCGUAAGGCGUUUAGAAUUGGAAAUGAUAUUUCCAGCUCUAAUUUAGUGACUCUUCAGUUGUUUCUCUCCUCUUUGAAACCGUUCUUACAUAUCUAUUCAAUAUAAAUUUGUGUAGUUGUUUCUACUUAGCGUCUUAUUUAUCUUUAACAAAGAAUUUCCCAUUGUCUUUUAUUAUUAAGUAAUGAAAUAAAGAACCCAAUUGAAGGCCAAAACGUCGAUAGGAUCAAUGAGAAACGAUUUCUCAAUCAAGCACGACAAUUUAGCUUUGCCACUCCAUAAACCAAUUAAACAAAUUAAAAUUGAGAGAGAAAAAUGAAUCACGUGAUUGAGAGCCGAAUAAAUCUUCAGAUUUCUUUGUGAGGCAUUGAAUCGUGCGAUUAUCGAUCGUAAAUUCGACUCUAAAACCUAGAAAAUUAGCUUUGUUUCAUCGCUUCAUCUGCCUGGAAUGUAGGUCUAUUACUCAUAAAUAUUAUUUUUUUUUUGCUGUAUAUUUUAGGGUUAGCGUAUAAAACCGGAUAUUCUAUAGAUCAAUCGUUCAUUCCAUAGAUUAGGUGCUAGCAUACGUUUUCUUUAAUAUAACUGGUUGUACUAAAGAUUAACGUUGAUAUCUCUUGCGGUAUGUAAUAUAAAGUUUUAGACUUUAUACUGCGCAUAAAACUUGAAGCAUCGCCUAAAAAAAUCAUUUGGUAACCUUCUUUCGGCCGUCUGUCAGAGAAAUUGAUAAAAAUUGUAUAAAUCUUUGAUAACUAGAGUUCGAAUUUUAUAUUGAUAUAUAAUUAUAAUGUAUAAUAUUGUCUUUGAUGGAAAAGCAUAUCUAUUAUUCAAAUUAUUGUAUGUUAGGUGUAUAGGUCUUUGUAGGCAUAAAGCUGAAUUUAUAUGUAAUUACUGUGCGUAAAUAGAUAAUCAUACCUAUAUAUAUAUAUAUAUAUUAAAUUGAACCAAGACUGCGAAAAAAUCCGAUUACUUACAUGAUAAAGUCAUUUCUAAAACAUGAAAAAUUUCGUUUCCAUCUAUAUCUUCCUCAUUUCAAGUUUCCCUAAUCGAUUUCUAAUUUCUCUCUAAACUAAUUAAAUAAUAUAAAAAAAAUAAGAUGAAAGAUGAAGGGGAAAAACUAAAAUUGCCUAAUAAGAAUGCAAAAAGACAAAAGAUCUUAUAUCGUAUUAAAGGAAAAGGUUUAGUUCGCGACAGAGGUAAAAGAUGGUUGGGAACAAUAGAAAUUUUUUAAAAAAGGCAGUGAGAGUAGCCAUGAUUGAUUUUUCUAUAGACUAGAUUUCUGGAAAUUCACCCCAUCAAACUCCCAAUUGAAUUUAGUAAUUUGUCAGCGUAAAAGAGAACUAAUUAACCAAAGUCGAAUUGAAAACUAUCUCACGAUAAUCUCUUAAAACUUCAUAGUCUCAUAAUUCAAUGUAUUGUGUUUCAAUUGUUUCGCUAUAAAAGAACACGAAACUUCGAAAAUGUCUAUUGAUAAUUUAAGAUAUUAAUAAAAAGGCAGACAAAACCUUUAAUAGGUUUCUGAAAGAGGUAAAGUAAACUUUGUAGGAUCUAUCAAAAAAGAGUUAAUAGCCGUUUUCUUCCGCCUCCUAUCACGUUCUUACUAACCGGAUAUGUGGGAAGUAUUCGGCCAAAGUCUAUAUGGCAAGGAUGGCAGUUUGAAAGGUUGAAAGCUAAUCAGGUGAUAUAACGAAUGUAGGAAUACGGAAAUCGUUCGUCGACUCAGUGAUGUUGAUGAUAAAGCGUCUAAUUUAUUUUUUGCCUCCUAUCUAAAGGGUCAUCGAAUAUGUAAAAUUAUCUUUCUAGACUAAAGUAAACGACUAGUUUCCAAUCUGCAACCAAAAUAUACGUAUCGUUUUUUGUACUUGCAUCUAGUGAAUGUAUAGAAGGACGCUACCCUAAUCUAACCUUGUAUAUGCAUUUCAUAAUUCAUUUUGUAAGAACAACUAAACGUAUUACAGGUUAUCAAAAUGCUUGCUGUAGUCGUCGCCCUGUUCGCUCUACUCUGGAUGCCUUAUAGGAUAUGGGUCGUUUAUAAUUCGUUCGCAAAAAAUCGCUAUUCAAACAUCUGGUUCCGCUUGUUCUGCCGAGUUCUCAUCUACGCCAACAGCGCCAUAAAUCCGAUCCUCUAUAACGCCAUGUCAGCCAAGUUCCGAAGGGCAUUUCGAAGCUUACCUUCUUGCGGGAAAAGCGACUAUAACGGUAAUAAAUUUGCGAGUCCAACUCAGUACAGCAGGGUUGCUGUUGAGAUGCGUUGAGUUUUUAGUUUUAAUAUAUUAUUCAUUAUUUCUUUUCUUUAGUUGAGUGUCGUAUAAAUAAAACUUGAUGGGCGUUCAUCUUUCUAAGUUAUGUCCUUUUUUAUUCCUAAAUAUUCGAUUAGUUUGGCAUUCUUUUAAUAAAAAUAAUAUAAAUGCAAUUAGUAAAAUGUUAUUAAACAUUAUAGUUUUUUCAUAUAUUUCAUUUUCAUCCAGUUCAGUUUUAUAGUGCUACCAUAAACUCAUCAAUAACAUAUUUUUAAUUCGACGCUUCCACCGGCUCAGUCGUGACGUCUUCCGUGAAAUAUGGGUUCCGCCCAUAUUUUACUCCACCAAACCAUUAACUUACGAAUUAAGUCCAUAGAUAAAUAUAAUAAAGUAUGUGUAACAGGUUCUAAGGACAAUAUUAAGUUAUUUAAUCAAAU
This is a messenger RNA of Dimorphilus gyrociliatus, 4872 nucleotides long. The record is from the annotation of a GenBank genome assembly. NCBI's taxonomy places the organism in Eukaryota, Metazoa, Annelida, Polychaeta, Dinophilidae.